UGUUGUUGCGGGUAGUUUGCGAUGGAUUUGAUUUAAAUACACGGUACACGGAUACACUAAUCAGGCUUAUUAUUUGAGUGAUGGCGAGGUGAUCGGCCGCUGCCUCCACCCGCAAGUAACAGUCAUAAAGAUAAGUUAACAGUACGUAUAGAGUUCGGUAUGAUCAAAGUUUCUUGUUUUUCUUGGUUGAUCAGUCACCAGAAUCCGAUGCGUAACGAGGCUUGUUGCUAGUACAACACUGUCAACCUGGGUUGCGGUAAGAGCUCCCCGUUGCUGAUCAAUUCAGCGAACCCAGCGAGCCACAAGUCAGCUGAAGACUACUCGAAACUUAUUCGAGAUAAUCAAGACGAAACCCAAAAUAAUCAUGUGGAAUAUAGAAGCGAAUCUUUAGAAAUGCUUGGAUCAGGCAUAAACAAGAAAUCAGUUGGCCCGGUUGCUGGUCAGCGGCCUAAAGUCGCCUUGCAACCGGGCAGGAGUUUAAUGGACUGGAUAAGACUUGGUGCCAGUGGUCAGGACUUACAAGGCUUCUCUGGGGUUAUCAAGGAAGUUACAAUGGAAGAAUUGAAGAAGCAUAACAAAGUUGAUGACUGCUGGAUGUUAUUAAGAGGAAAAGUAUACAAUGUGACAGCGUACAUGGAGUUUCAUCCUGGAGGUAUUCCAGAGCUGAUGCGAGCUGCAGGGCAAGAUGGCACUGAAUUCUUUGAUGAAGUCCAUAAAUGGGUGAACAUUGAGUCAAUGCUUAGCAAAUGCUUCAUUGGUCCCAUAGAAGACAACGCUGCUUCAAAAAAAAAAGACUAUGAACUUUCGGUCAAGAAACUGUUGAAACCUGCUUCUGACAUUUUGCUUCAAGAUGCCACUGAAAAAAGUGAUAACAACAAAAGAAAUAUACCAAGGUAUGAAUGGUACCAAGAUGAAAAUACUAUAACGUUGGUUAUUUAUACCAAAUCAAAGGACAUAACAGAAAAGGACCUGGUUAUUGAUUGUUCCGACGGUAAAAAUCUGGACUGCAAAAUCCUUUUUGUUGAAAAGUUUUAUCACAUUCAUAUCGCGUUGGAAAAUGCAAUCAGUGAUAUAAAAGUAAAAGCACCCACAAAUUCAAGUGGAAAAUUGGAAGUUAUUCUAAGCAAAUCUCAGACUGGUUUGAAAUGGAAUUCACUUGGACAGAAGCUGAAUGGUAAUGGACAGCUGUGUGAUGACAAAGAUCGAAAUUUAAUCAAGCGUCCAUGUACCGUUGCUGCCAUCUCCCAAGUGACGUCAAACACAAAAUUGUUUUCUAUACAGCUUCCUGAUCGAGUCUAUUACCACGCACCAAUUGGGCAUCACGUGAUUUUGGAAGCUGACGUGGAAGGUUUGCUGGUUGGUAAGAAUUACACAGUAGCCCUCGAAACACUCAAGGAAGAAAUCUCUCGUUGCGAAGAAGACACACAUGCCUAUCUGCAUUUAAUGAUAAAAAAUUAUGAAGAUGGUGCCUUAACUCCUGUCUUAGACAAGCUAUUAACUGGCGAUACGGUGUCAGUAAGCGAUCCUAUUGGUACCUUCACGCUCUCAAGAUUAAAAAUGGCAAAGCAAAUUUUUAUGAUUGCUGCUGGUACAGGACUCACACCUAUGAUCAGAAUUAUAGAUUUUAUUAUACACGACAAAAGUGUAGACAGAAAUGGAUAUUUAUUAUUUGCAAAUCGUCACGAGUCAGACAUUUUAUGGCGGAAUGAGUUGGAGUGGGUGGCUUCGAAUCACAAUGAUAGAUUUCACGUAAAAUACAUACUUAGUAGGCCAUCAAAUGAAUGGGCUGGUCUUAGAGGUAGAAUAGCAAAGGAUGUAUUAAUGGAUUUUCUUGGCAAUAUCCAGAAGUCCGAUGUGGAAGAAGACCUCCUUGUUUGUAUUUGUGGUUCAGAUGAUUUCACGAUGUUGAUGAAAAGUCACCUUCUUGAACUGAAAUACACAGAGACAAUGAUCCAUAGCUUCCUUGGUUAGAUUUCAAACGUUCCAAGGAUCAUGACGAAAGAUGUAGAAGUAUUUCUGGUUAUCGCAAACUUCCUUGCUGUGUAUUCGCUGUGACUGUCAAAGGGGAACUGGGCAGUGAUCUCCUGGCUGUCUGAUAAUCGAGAGCAUCUUCUUAAUUUCUCUUUGUUUCUCAGCUCCUAAGAGCUUACUACAAUCUUCUUUUUGCAGUACAUACGCUCAUUUUUUACAAGAAACAAUAGCUGACAUUAAAAGCUCCAGUUUCUCAAUGCUUACGCAAUUUUCAGCACUCAUUGUUUCUUAAUUCUAAUGUCUUUGUUUUUAUUAUUCGGAGUUUUAUAUUUUACUUGGGUGUUUUAUUUCACUACAGGUAACAAGAUAUUUUUCUAGUUAGUUGUAAAAAGUACAUACUGAUACUUAAGAAGAAUUUGUUUAUGAGAAAUGUUUUGUGGCAACCAGACAUUAUAUUGAUUGGAAAUCACAAAAUAUUAAAUUUUUUUUUAAAUUCAAUUUUUUUUAUAUUUUUUCUUUGAGUACUGCAUGAGUACUGAGUACUGCUAAGUUACUUGCAUUUUUACAAAUGCUCUUUACUCGAUUCUUAUAGCCAGUUUCUUAAAUAAAAAUGAGCGUAUUGUUAAUCAUGGACAAAUUAUGCUUGACUUCUAGAAGGUUUAAGAAAUUUUUGGUUGUAUUGGGAAGAUUGUCUUCACAGUCUAUCAUUUUUAACCUUAUUUAAACGCAUAAUUAUUACCCUCUCGUUUUACAGAAUUCUUGAUUGUUUUGACGACAUCCCCCACCCCUCCAUUUAAGAGGAAGCUCAUUAGUCUAGAACAGCAUUCUACGAACACAAUUCAUUGAGUUUGUUUAAGUUUUAUCAGAUUUACUUACUUGUUUGGAGGUAACAAGUGUAAUAUAUCAUAUAUGUACCCUUGUAAAUUGCAAACAACACAUCCGCUUUUUUUACGGAUCCCAGUUGAAUUGAUCUCUCGUUGUGUACUGAGAAUGAGUAAACUAUGCUGUGAGCCACAAGUUCACGCAUGUUUAUCUCAUGAAUGAUAUCUAUGGUUGAAAUGUCUCUCAUGCAGGGGCGGAUCCAGAGCAAACUUGAAGGAGGGGCAGUUGGUAGUGGGGGCGCUGAAAAAUUUGAGAGAACGCUGUAUACAAUAAUUUCAGAUCCAUUUUCGGAAUAAGCAACAUAACUUUUAAGUAAUCUUUGAAGCAAAUUAACCUAUCUAUCUCAGAAACUUUUUCACCUGAUUCUCAUUCUUCAAAAGGGGCGCACAAUUUCCAAAAAAGGGGCGCCAUACUUGCUUCAAUUCGUCGAGGGAGGGGCAACUGCCCUAGUUGCCCCCCCUCCUUAAAUCCGCCACUGCUCUAAUGAAGGCUUAAAGCUGAAGCAAAGAAAACAACUGCCUUGUCUAUAGUGAAAAAGGGUUGGCUUGAAAAAUCCUUCGCUCUUAAUAUUGAGUUGGUUGGCAUAAUGGAAUGAACGUUGAUUUUUGAUACAGCGAACUGGAGUUUGAUUACGACCAAAAGCAGUAUGAUACCUUGUGACAGCACAUUGCGGAAAAAUUUGCCUGUCAGCAUUUUCCUUUUUAUAAGAUAUCUAUGGUUAAAAUGAUUCUGAAGUGCAGCUAAAGUGGCUCUUCAUAGCAAGAACAUUUCCUACAGUAUUUUUUGAUGAGGAAGAACUGUAGCAAAUAUUUGAACUUUCUUCUUAAAAAUGACGUAAGAAAUAAUUUAAGCUCAGAAUCAUAAAUAUUUAAGAAUAUUAAGGCUCAGCAAAAAGUAAGGUACUGUUGAAAAAAGUGCGCGUAUUCUCCAUACAAAGGCUUUCUUACCGGUUUUCUUCGAUUUGAUUACAUUAUUCGACCACUCUCGUUUGUAGAAAUGCGUGUCUACAUUAUGUCCAUAUAGAUUGCAGUUGCAUGGACAAUCGUUGAAACUGCUAGGAGCACUUUUUAUUCGUUUUCUUUUAUAUUUUGUUGAUUAAGUACUGAAAGUUUCUUGAAAGUUUUAUUGUAUACAAUGUGCUCAUUUUUAGAUGAUAAAGAUAGCACAAAAUUUUAUCUUAUUUAUCUUUCAAUUGAUGAAAAUAAGUCACCAAAAAUACACAGAACCAUUAAAAAUCAUGUCAAAUCCGUGAUAGCGGCGAGGUUAUACUACAAAUUUACUCAAAAGUUAAAAAUCAGGCUAAAAGAGUCGAUAUAAUUAUGGAAAGAAAAUCUAAGAAAUAUUGAGUUGUCAAGAGACUUCUGCUAAUCAAGAAACUUUAUUGAAUUCCGCUAAUGACAUUACUCCGUCAGACCCAAAACACUGCUCAUCUGUUUCUUUUCAGUAACUUUUCUUUAUGUUUAAAUUAGGAAGGUUGAGCCGUUAAAUGGAACUUUUGUUUCAAUCUAUAUCUUUCCGGAAUUAAAUGGGAUUUUCUUAAAGUAAAUGCUUGUAUUUUAAUACUAACAUGAAUUAAUCUUUUCUGUAGCUUGUUUACCAAACUUCAGACCCCUUCGAAGUAAGCUGCUUGCGUGAGGUACUCGUUGAAAGCCCUGUUAAAAUUUUAAUGAAAGCGGUUCGAAUCGAUUGAAUUUUUUGAAAUGACAAUGUGCUCCCCCCCUUAUAUCUUGGAGAGUGCCCUUCGAUAGUCUAAAGAACGCCCGAUACCAACUACAAAACACUUCCCAGUGUAAAAAGUUUGGUUUCUUGGCAACCGAUUUUACAGGUAGCGUGCAAUGACUUGUUUUGAUGAACUUGAAAUUUAACCGUGCAAGCUCAGACUUGUAUGUUAGAGUUUGACAGAAUCCACCGCUUUUGUUCAUACAUUAUGUCCAAAAUUUGACGUUAAAAGAAUAGUCUUAA
Messenger RNA from Rhopilema esculentum, 4815 nucleotides. RefSeq names its product cytochrome b5 reductase 4. Gene Ontology annotation, molecular function: heme binding; cytochrome-b5 reductase activity, acting on NAD(P)H. NCBI's taxonomy places the organism in Eukaryota, Metazoa, Cnidaria, Scyphozoa, Rhizostomeae, Rhizostomatidae. Gene Ontology annotation, cellular component: cytoplasm. The record is from RefSeq and is a predicted model, not a curated record.